Molecule: messenger RNA, 1056 nt
Organism: Seminavis robusta
Lineage: Eukaryota; Bacillariophyta; Bacillariophyceae; Naviculales; Naviculaceae
Source: the annotation of a GenBank genome assembly
AUGAUGAGGCUGCAAUACUCUCUCGUGCUAUGCCUAGUGUUUUCUGUAAAGCUGGGACAAAGUAAUUCAGCGCUGUCUGCAUUCUCUGGUAGACGCACACGAGAAGAUGAAGCAGUUCCAGUGCAACCGCGGGUUCGAGGUGCGGCUGCCCAGUCCGAGCGACAAUUUCGUUCAAGCUCAUUGCUGAGAAAGCUCAUGAAGGAUGAGAAGAACAAAGGAGGGAAAAACAAUAACAUGGGCGGUGGCAACAACAAUAACAAUAACAACAAUUUCAUUGGUAGAGAGUUCGAGGACGCCAAUGAGUUCAACGCCAAUGGUUUGUCCGAACCACCAGGUGGAUGUGCAGAUCCAAACAUACCAGAUGUUCAAGCGCGAAGAGCCAAUUCCCUCACUGACCAAGAGUGCGUUACAAACUCCUGCACCGGUGGAUGUUGCCGAAUCUACAACUGGUUGAUUUGCGACGAAAGCAACAGCUAUGACCAUCUGGCAUGUGUCUGCAAUCCCAACACCAGUCCUCCACCACCCACACCUUUUCCCACCAUGGCACCAACUCUCCCGCCCACUACUCCUGCGCCAACAAUGCCCCCUCCCACUACCUCGAUGCCCACUCCACUACCAACUCUUCCUCCCGUGGCAACAGCUGUAACACCAGAAGUGGAGCCUCUUUUCAACUUUACGGACAACAGCACCGUCGCUGUGGAUCGAGAAGACCAAGGUGGCGCAGGGAGCAUUGACGUGGGAAUUCCCUUGCCAGCGCCCACCACCGCGUCCCCUACGACCUCGUCACCUACUACUUCUCAACCCACUCCAUCCCCACCAACUACGUCUCAGCCCACCCCAUCACCGCCAACUACGUCGCAGCCCACUCCAACUCCAGGACCAUUGCUGCCCUGGCAGCAAUGUUCAACUGGAUCCAUCUACCAUGGUAAUGGUGCCACUGAUUGCCUCUACGCCGAGGAUUGUAUUGUCAAGGAUGAAUGCUGCAUACGAAACUUUUGCCUCUGUGGAAAUCCGGGAGGUAUGGAUUCGGAAUGUGUUCCAUCUAGGUUCAUCUAG